AUGACGCUAUUCCAAGCCCUCUGCCGUCCGCACUUGUACAAGUCGGUCGUGACGGCCGAUCUCAGUCGCUUUUUACCCCCGGUCUUCACUAAAUCCCGCUGGGAGUCCCUCGCCCUGACCGAGCACAUCUACAUUGAAUACGAGGAAGAGGACUUUUCAAUCCCCUAUGACGUCCUCAUGGAGAAGGGACAAUGGGGUAUUGUCGGCCUCACGGCGGACCGGAACGAGGCCUUUUCCAUGAUGAGAUGGACGGAUGAGGUUCGACGUCUCUCGGAGACGCUCGUGCGCCAUCUGAAAUUCGAGGCGGCCUUGGAAGUCUUCCCUCGGCUCAAGACGGUUGCCGUCUGCUCAAUAUACGGUCCACAAGCGGACAAAUGGCGGCGGUACAGCAAGCAGCGGGAUGACCUCGAUCGCUGUCGAGCCGGUUGGGACCGCUUCCUGUCGGUCUACAAGGUGCAGCAGUGCUGUUACUGGGGCAACGGCGGGCCUCUCGGGAUGCCCACCCUGACCGCGGAACCACCUCGUACCGACGCCCACCACCCACUUGCCAUACAGCACAUCAGCAGCCCGGUCGAUCGGGACGAGCUGAGGACACCCCCGGGGGCGCCGGUCCGCUGGGUCGCAGCCAUGGGCGCGGCUCAGAGCUGGCAAGAGGCGUACUACGACCUCGGGGCGGAGUUACACCGCAAGGCGAUGCAGCGAAGCAGGAUGGAGGAGUUCCUCGGUAACGCCGCCUAUCUCAUCCAGGCCGACGUCUAUUGCUCGAGCAGCGUCCUCGGUCAGACCAACGGCGACCUCGUCCGUCCCCUCCUGGAGGUUGCGGGCGAGAAGGGUAUCAGCUUGUAUCCCGACGCCAGCGUACCGGUCGACGCUCAGCGCGCUCUGGCGGCCAAGCUCGGUCCAGAAAUGCACGACUGGAUGCGGGAUGACGGGUGCGACGAGUUUCCGGACGAGGUCCGGUGGCAUGCCUCGUGCGAUACGCCGGUGUGUGAGGCGUGCGGAUGGCAUCCGGUGUCGACGGGGGAUGAGCCAUGGUAUGGGUCAGCAGGAGAGAGAGUGCCGUGGUUGAUGGAGACGGAGGAGGGGAAGAAGCGGGCGGCGGUAGAAGUUGCGAAAUGGCAGCGAGAGGAGCCGUGA
Molecule: messenger RNA, 1137 nt
Organism: Dioszegia hungarica
Lineage: Eukaryota; Fungi; Basidiomycota; Tremellomycetes; Tremellales; Bulleribasidiaceae
Exons: 2
Coding region: 1-1137 (378 amino acids)
Source: RefSeq, a predicted model, not a curated record